This is a messenger RNA of Etheostoma spectabile (orangethroat darter), 1452 nucleotides long. RefSeq names its product NK2 homeobox 3 (gene nkx2.3). Gene Ontology annotation, biological process: cell differentiation; regulation of transcription by RNA polymerase II. The record is from RefSeq and is a predicted model, not a curated record. The transcript is spliced from 2 exons. Bases 1 to 1032 code for a protein of 343 amino acids. Lineage: Eukaryota; Metazoa; Chordata; Actinopteri; Perciformes; Percidae. Gene Ontology annotation, molecular function: DNA-binding transcription factor activity, RNA polymerase II-specific; RNA polymerase II cis-regulatory region sequence-specific DNA binding. Gene Ontology annotation, cellular component: nucleus.
AUGCUCCCCAGUCCGCUCAUAACUUCUUCCACCACGCCUUUCUCUGUGAAAGACAUUCUGAAGUUAGAGUUGCAGCAACAAUCUCAGCAGCACCAGCUCCAGUUUAUCUCCUGCUUCGGUCUCUCCGGCGCGUUGUCACAGCCGGGACCUUUCCCAAAUAAACCGUUCCGGUCUCAUUCGCCACCCUCCUGCAUGCUGGCCGGUAUGGACAGUCCGAGUCCCGUAAGCUCCGGCCUCUCGGAGAGCGAGGAGAGGAUGUCGUACCUCAACACGCUGCCUGUGCAGGACCGGCUGGCGGAGCCCGGGCUGCCAGGGGAGAUGUUCGGCAACCCGGCGCAGAACCACUCCGCAGAGCUCCGGCGGGGGACCGAACAAGAGGACAGAGAUAGCAAGAGCUGCGGUGCGUUGCGGGGUGAUUCUGAGGAUCCAGACUCAGAGAAGCCUGCCACCAAGCAGCAGAGGAGCAGGAGGAAACCCCGCGUCCUCUUCUCCCAGGCUCAGGUGUUUGAGCUGGAGCGGCGCUUCAAGAAUCAGCGCUACCUGUCCGCCCCGGAGAGAGAGCACCUGGCCAGCUCCCUGAAACUCACCUCCACCCAGGUCAAGAUCUGGUUCCAGAACAGGAGGUACAAAUGCAAGAGACAGCGGCAGGACAAGACUCUGGAGAUGGCAGGUCAUCACCAUCACCAUCCCCACCCACCGCCGCCCAGGAGGGUGGCUGUGCCGGUGCUGGUACGGGACGGGAGGCCUUGUCUGACUGGAUCCCAGAACUAUAACACUUCUUACACAGUCGGAGCUCCAAACCCGUACAGCUACAAUGGUUAUCCAGCCUACAGCUACAACAACUCGGUGUAUACUAACACGUACUCCUGUACUUAUUCUAGUUUGCCUGCUCUGCCGCCCAGCAACACCACUGCUAAUGCUUUUAUGAACAUGAAUUUAGGAAACCUCGGUGCACAGACGCAAAGCCAGGCGUCCCAAGGACCAGUCGUCACACCCUGCCAGGGAACUCUACAGGGCAUCAGGGCAUGGUAGCGCAGACUUUACGCACAAUCACAACUGGGAGAGACUUCCCUUGGAUGGCUCAAUGGACUCAAGCAUGUAAACGUGAUCAACUAAUGCAACGAAAGCACAAUUUGAAACUCAGUAAUAGAGUCGACUCAAGGCAGGCCUAUGUGCCAGGCCUAUGUGGAAACCCUAACCCGUUGACUGGGAUACAAACCAGUUUGCGCAUUUUUCUCUGAGCCACAAUUUUUAGAAAACGUAUUACACCUGCUGUCGGUUAUUUGAUUCUCGGAGUGAAUGUAGCCGAUUAGCAAAGACUGUGCGUAAUGUGGCAUAUUGUGGUUCAAAAUGGAUGUAAAGAUGUACGACAAAAAUAAAGGGAAACGCAUUUCUAAGCAUAAAGUAUAGCCCAAAAUGAAUGUGGCCUAAUAAAAAUCUGCAAGAAAAUAA